Molecule: messenger RNA, 1284 nt
Organism: Plenodomus lingam JN3
Lineage: Eukaryota; Fungi; Ascomycota; Dothideomycetes; Pleosporales; Leptosphaeriaceae
Source: RefSeq, a predicted model, not a curated record
AUGUCCAUCCUGACUGGACUGUGGGAACAACGAGGCACGAAAGCAGCGGGGCAGCUAGGCCCGGAUGUUCGCCUUGCCGAAAGUGGUUUAGCCACUGCCAGUGGCCUAUCUACCUCCUUCCCACUUGACGCUGUCCCACAAUACGAAUACGCCUACAGUAACACAUGGCGCAAGAAGAGGCGCCUGUUCUGGAGGGGGUUUUUGGUAAAACGUCCAGGCCAACGCUUCAGCACAGUCGCUGACCGUUGUGUAGCUGUUGCAAAGCCAGCACAUGUUUCUUCUGGGGAUGUGCUCGAAAAACUGCAAGCCUGUUUCGCAUCUUCUCAGACCUUUGCACCUCUCCUUCAAUCGCAACCUAGAAGACCAAGCAAAGGCAGCGAUCAGGUCUUCAAGCUGGGUCAUGGAGGUACUUUGGAUCCGCUUGCUGCAGGAGUGCUGAUCGUUGGCAUCGGAAGGGGCACAAAGCAUUUGCAGCAGUAUUUGGCUUGCAAAAAGACGUAUGAGACUGUGGUGAUGUUUGGAGCUAGUACCGAUACCUAUGAUUGUACUGGUGUGGUUACGGAGAGAGCAAAAUUCGACCAUGUCGUGCAGGAGGAGGUUGACAGUAAGCUGGCACAAUUCAGAGGCACAAUCUUGCAACUACCGCCAGUUUAUUCCGCAUUGAAGGUCAACGGGAGAAAGGCUCAUGAAUACGCGCAAAAGGGUGAAGAGCUACCGCGGCCUUUGGAAAGCCGGGAGAUGCACGUAGAUGAGUGUACACGUUUGCACUGGUAUGAUGCGGGACAGCACGAGUACCCAUGGCCCGGAGAGCAAACUCCAGCUCCAGCUCCAGCAAUCUGUGUCAGGCUCACGGUCAGUUCCGGAUUCUAUGUGCGUAGCUUUGCACAUGAUUUAGGCAUUGCAUGCGGCUCGCGCGCUCACAUGGUAGGACUGAUUCGUACCCAACAAGCAAAUUUCACACUCGGCAGGGCGGCCGAAUCAGAGGAUCUGACACCCGCGAUUACCUUUGCGGAUCUUGAGGUAGGUGAAGACGUCUGGGGACCUAAACUUCGGUCGCAGCUCCAGGCCUGGUGUCAAGCAAACCCACAGAGGAAGGGCCACGUCAAUGGCAGGGAGCAGAGCACAAAGGACCGGAUUCUGAUGGAGAAGGCGCAGCGGCCGAAGCAAAGGUUUAGGGGAGAGUGGAUUGCCGAAACUAAGCAGGAGAGGAUUCUCCAACAAGGAGGAAAGUUCAAGGGCAAAUGGGGCAAGGAAUUAAGCAAAACAAUCUCGAAUAAUACGUAG